AUGACUUUUCGCGCCUCAAAUGAGUGGCGUGAUGAGAUCAGUGGUCUAUUCAACGGGCUGUCCACCCUCUGCACUUUCCGGGGAAAUCAAAGCUGUGGCUUCCACGUCCACAUCUCUCCUUACGGCCAAUAUUGGAGCCUGCCAGAGCUCAAGGGCAUAUGCAAAGCAAUCAUUCGCUUCGAACGCGCAAUGGCUGCCUUGCUCCCACCUCACCGGAAUGGGAGUUAUUGGGCUAAAACCCACAGUAACAAUGUCAAAAAGUUCAUGGGUAAGACUGUGGCUGACUGUAUUAAGCUCAUCCAAGCUUGCAAGAGCAUCGAGGAUUUGGUCAUGCUCAUGAACGAGGGCAACAGGUAUUUCGCUUGGAACUUCAUGAACCUGGAUCAGGAUCAUCUGAAGACCGGUACUAUAGAGUGGCGGCAGCCGGCGGCCAUGACCAGCCAAAGGGGCUGCCUGGCUUGGGUGGAAUUGGCUAUCGCUUUCGUGCUAGCCGCACGAAGAGCCGAUGUCGACUGUACAAAGUAUCCAGGGACAGUUGAAGGCCUCAAAGAGUUUACGUCCAACGGCCUGGUGGAUGGCGUGAGUGACGUGCGUUAUCUCAAUGCGGUCUUCAGCAACAAAACUGGUGCCGCUGCCCUGGUCACGCCGGAGAUACCCAGCACUGCUGAACUAGAGACCAAGGUUAAGGAAGAUCAGAAGAAGAAUCUCAUGUUGAGGAAGUUGAGUGAAAAGUUGGCGGCUGAGGCUGCAGCAAGGAAGGCUGCUGCAAAUGCUGCAAAUGGCAGGGGCAAUGGCGGUCGGAGAUGA
Diaporthe amygdali is the source of this 807-nucleotide messenger RNA. RefSeq lists its product as uncharacterized. The coding region runs from base 1 to 807 and encodes 268 amino acids. The record is from RefSeq and is a predicted model, not a curated record. NCBI's taxonomy places the organism in Eukaryota, Fungi, Ascomycota, Sordariomycetes, Diaporthales, Diaporthaceae. The transcript has a single exon.